AUUUUCUGAGUUGGAAUCAUCCUGAAACUAUAAAUAAUUAAUGUAUAUACCAUAUAUCUAUAAGAAAUAUAAAUAAUUAAUGUAUGCAGUAUAUGAAAUAAGAUUUUGGUGUUCUUGCACUGUGUUUUACUCCACUGGUACUUUCAGUUUGCUUAGCCAGAGCUCUUUUGACUUAUUAUUCUUACUUGCAGCAGUUCUGACAACUCUAUACUUGUUAGGAGUCUUAUGAACAACCUUGUAGUUUCUUUUAUUCUGCUAUUUCCAAACAGGAUCAAUGGCUGGACAAGUUGGUGCUUCUCCAUCCACAAGUUCCUUCGAAUAUGAGCUUUAUGGAGGAGAUCCUGAUCACCCUAUAACCAUUGUAUCUACACCAAAUACUAUCAGCCCUUGGAUUGAUCCAGGAGUUUUGAAACUUAGACAUAGGAUCGGGCGGGGUUCAUUUGGUGAUGUUUGGCUAGCAACUCAGCAUCAGUCUACUGAAGAUUAUGAUGAGUAUCACGAAGUUGCUGUGAAGAUGUUAUUUCCUAUUAAAGAGGAUCAGAUAAACAACUUUUUGGCUAAGUUUGAAGAUGUAUUCUCUAAGUGCCAAGAAGUAAGAGGGGUUUGCUUUCUGCAUGGUGUCUCAACCAUAGGUGGAAAGAUCUGCAUUGUUAUGAAGUUCUAUGAGGGAUCGGUGGGAGACAAAAUGGCCCAUCUUAAGGGAGGCAAGCUUUUAAUGCAUGAUUUUUUGAGGUAUGGGAUAGACUUGGCUCAGGGAAUUCUAGAACUUCACUCAAAGGGAAUCCUGGUUCUUAAUCUUAAGCCAUUUAACUUCCUUCUUAAUGAACAUGACCAAGCAAUUCUGGGUGAUUUUGGGAUUCCAUCACUACUACUAGGAAUUUCUUUGCCCAGCUCAGACACGAUUCUGAGACUUGGAACGCCAAACUACAUGGCUCCAGAACAAUGGCAACCAGAUGUAAGAGGCCCAAUUUCCUUUGAGACCGACUCAUGGGGAUUUGGGUGCAGCAUUGUGGAAAUGCUCAGCGGUGCACAGCCCUGGUGUGGGAAAUCGGCUGAGGAAAUUUAUCACUUGGUUGUAACAAAGCAAGAAAAGCCUAAUGUUCCAAGCGGAUUGCCUCCUGUAAUUGAGAAUGUUGUUAGUGGAUGCUUUGAGUAUGAUUUCAGGAAUCGACCUUUAAUGGCAGACAUUUUACAGGCAUUCAAAAGCUGUCAGAAUGCUCUUGACGAGGAUGAGAGCCGGAUCAAUCUCGGAAUUGGGAAUGUGGACAAAUCAAAUGGUCAUGGUUACACCAAGUGGUUCCUAUCAAAAGACCUGCUUCAAGUGGGUGACACUGUGCGUUCAAGAAAGCCAGCAAAGUCUUGCAAGCCAGAAAGCAUGGCCAUUCCAGAAGGAACGGUAGUUGGUCUGGAAAGCGGCAGCGAUCGAGAUGGUUUUGUUCUAGUAAGGGUCCAUGGGAUCCAUGAUCCUCUGAGGGUCCAAUCAUCAACUUUGGAGAGGGUGACAUCUGGCUUUGCUGCUGGGGACUGGGUACGGGUGAGGGAGGAAGACAAGAAGAAGCAUGCUUCUGUAGGCAUUUUGCAUUCGAUUGAGCGUGAUGGCAGAGUUACCGUUGGUUUAGUAGGGAUGGAGAUUCUUUGGAAGGGAACUUGUUCAGAUCUCCAGAUGGCGGAGUCUUACUGUGUUGAUCAGUUUGUGAGAGUGAAGGCGAAUGUGUUUAGUCCUCGGUUUGAGUGGCCUCGUAAACGAGGUGGGGAGUGGGCCACAGGGAGGAUUUGUCAGGUCCUGCCAAAUGGGUGUCUUGUCGUUAGAUUUCCUGGCAGGUUUGUUUUGGGAGAUGAUUGCAAAUUCUUAGCGGAUCCGGCUGAAGUGGAAGUGGUUAGUUUCAAUACUUGUCAGGGGGCGGUGAAGAAAUACCAGCACCUUGAGGACUUCCAUUGGGCCGUAAGGCCGCUGGUGAUUGCCUUGGGUCUUUUCACGGCGUUGAAGGUGGGCUUCUUUAUAGGGAAGAAUGUGGGUAGAUCGAGGUCAAGGCUGACAUCAACAUCGAGGUUGAGGUCAAGGAGGAAGAAAGGCCGCGUUGCUUUGGUUCAGGGUGACAUUCGACAGCUGGAUGGUCAGGAUGGUAGCAAUCCUGCAUGGCUCCCUCCAUCUGUGGCUAAUAUCCUUUUCAGGGAAGGUGUUGCUCCUGCUAGGUAACUUUCCAUGCUUCUGUCAGGAGGACUGUUAAUAGAUGUACAUAUAUACAUGGUUUUUAGUUUGUUUUGUGUCAUAACUCACGCUUCUCUAAUGUUUGUGGAUGGGGUUCGACAUGGCUUCUUGGUGGGACUGGACUUCACAUCUGUUGGGGUCCACCAUUAGGUGAUGUGGUUAAAAAAUGCCAACUGGAAAUCCUAGUCUAAUUGAAGGGGGUAGCCGACUAUUUCAAUUUCACUACCAAAAUUGAUGGUUUGGAUAACAGAGUGGCAUGAAUUUUGGAACAUGGCCCAUUCAUGAUGGUGCUUGCCAGAUGGAUGAUUCAGAUCCUCCAACUAAAAGCCAUGUGGAUCCCAUUCAGUGACACAUUGAAGGACCGUUACUCACACUGUAUGCGACCUGUACCUUCUUUUAGCUUUCAUUCCCUACUAGUUUGGUGUAAAUAUGCUUGAAUUUGCCUCUGCCAUAUUUAAAGUCUAUGUAGGCACACUUAUAACUAUGGUGUCCUUUAUUUUUAUGACCAACUGUGAUAAUCUAUUUAAUUGGAAGUGGGGGCCAUUUAUUGGAUGGUGAGCUGCUAACCCCCAAGUUCCUCUA
Messenger RNA from Magnolia sinica, 2791 nucleotides. RefSeq lists its product as uncharacterized. Lineage: Eukaryota; Viridiplantae; Streptophyta; Magnoliopsida; Magnoliales; Magnoliaceae. Bases 275 to 2197 code for a protein of 640 amino acids. The transcript is spliced from 4 exons. The record is from RefSeq and is a predicted model, not a curated record. Gene Ontology annotation, molecular function: ATP binding; protein kinase activity. Gene Ontology annotation, biological process: protein phosphorylation.